This is a messenger RNA of Camellia sinensis, 312 nucleotides long. The record is from RefSeq and is a predicted model, not a curated record. Lineage: Eukaryota; Viridiplantae; Streptophyta; Magnoliopsida; Ericales; Theaceae.
AUGGCUAAAUUAUAUGAUGGUAAGGGGACCCUUGAGGAAGGGGAAACAGCCGAAGCUCGAUUCAUCAAGAUUCAAGCAGCUUAUGAACUGCUCAUGGAUGUGGAGAAGCGAAGGCAAUAUGAUAUUGAUAAUCGAGUCAACCCCAUGAAGGCAUCUCAAGCAUGGAUGGAGUGGCUUAUGAAAAAGCGCAAAGCUUUUGACCAGCGGGGUGAUAUGGCUGUUGCAGCUUGGGCUGAGCAGUAGCAGCGUGAGAUGAAUCUCCGUGUGCGCCAUCUUUCUCGUUCAAAGGUGUUGAAUUAUUCUCAAUAUUUC